UUGUCAAUGUAUGCUGGUGAUAUCAUGACUGUCAAUGUCAACUUGGCUGGUCUUCCAGCAUUAGUUCUCCCGUGUGGAUUUGUUGAUAGCAGCUCUGCGGCCCUUCCUGUUGGUAUUCAGAUGAUUGGUGCUGCAUUUGAAGAGGAGAAAUUGUUUAAAGUAGGCCAUAUCUUUGAGCAGACACUGCAAGGCUGCUCUUUUAUUCCUCCUAUAGUAGCCGAUGAAUUGGCAUGCUAGUCGUGAAUUCUUGCACAAUUGUUGGGGAUUGUUCUUCCUAUCAACCUAAUGAUUUCAUAGAGACUGGCGAAAUAGCUAUGGUGGAAAGCUCUGUGCUAAUUGGAAGACAGAUGCAUCCAUUCCAUAUCAAAUGUUCAACCAAAGCUUUCUGGGCUCGUGCCACUGUUGACAAAAGAACUGAUUCUUGUGCUGAAUCUUUUUAUGCGCCCAUUACGAAUUCAUAAGAACUCUCAAAAUUCUGGAGACUGUAACUUAUUGAAAGCAUUUUUCUUAGGUGUAAAUUAGCUUGCAUAAAUUUAAAACACCUUCAUGUACACAUUUAUUUCAUAUUUUUUAUUUUCUGGAAAGUUGUAUUACUCCAACAUUUCUGACGGUGGAUAAGUGUGUCUAUAUCAGAUACAUAUAUAACUUGUUCUUAUGUGCAAGAGCUCUUUCAGAGUUGGCCUUU
Molecule: messenger RNA, 685 nt
Organism: Nicotiana tabacum (common tobacco)
Lineage: Eukaryota; Viridiplantae; Streptophyta; Magnoliopsida; Solanales; Solanaceae
Source: RefSeq, a predicted model, not a curated record